AUGCCCUCAAUUGAUCCUUCCAACGUGAAACUCGGAGUGGGCCACACGGACACAACGGGGGUGGAUAAGGAGGCGCUGAUUGCGCAGUUUGAGCAGUUCAACAACCUGGAGGCCAGCGAAUGGGCCAAGAAGAUCCUGGAGCGGCCAUAUCUCGGUAGACGUGCCGUCAGCGUCAUCAUCUCAGGCGCUGGUCUCGCCGGAAUCACCACAGCUAUCCUGCUGUCUCAGAAAGUCGACAAUUUGACUCUGACUGUUCUGGAUCGAAACUCCAAGGUCGGAGGUGUUUGGGCUACAAACGAGUAUCCAGGCGUGCGAUGUGACGUUCCCAGUCACUCAUACCAGCUUACUUUUGAUCCCAAAACAGACUGGCAGAGCGCCUAUGCCUUCGGAAAGGAUAUCCAGGCUUACUGGCAGAGCAGAGUGGAGAAACACGGGCUUGCAGACAAGUUCAGACUGAACCAUUCCAUCAAGGAGGCCAAAUGGGAUGAACCAACUCACCAAUGGCAUGUCAGAGUGGAACACAACGGAAAAGAGGAGGUUCUCAAGUCGGACUUUUUCAUUUCGUCAUCUGGAUCUCUCCAGACUGCCAAGUUUCCCGUCCAACCCGGCUUCGAGUCCUUCAAGGGACCCAAAUUCCACCCUGUCAACUGGCCUAAAGAUCUGAACCUCAAGGGAAAGCGGGUGGCAUUGCUGGGGAAUGGAGCCACAGGGGUCCAGAUUCUGCCAGAGCUCAUCAAACAGGGUGCAGCUCACGUGGACCACUACGUCAAAAGAGGAGCUUGGAUAGGCCACACACUAUUCGGCGUGAAAGCUCCGGGUUACGUCGACUACACUCAGGAAGAAAUCAACGCCAUCCAGUCCUCUGAAGAGUACCACAAGUACCGUUCUUCUCUUGACUCCAAGCUGCAUGGCAAGUACGAAGCCACUUUGUUUGGAACUCCGGGCUACAAGGCGGGCAUCAAGGAACUGCUGGCGCUGAUGUACCUUCGGGUCGGCGAAAACGACGAACUGUUUGAAAAGGUUGUGCCUCAUUUCACUCCGGGACCCAGACGUCUCCUUCCAGCUCCUGGGUAUCUCGAGGCUCUAGCUCUUCCCAACGUGGACUACUACAAGGGCGACAUUGAGCGGUUCACUGAGAAUGGUAUCGUAUUUGACGGAGAAGAACGUCCAGUUGAUGUCAUCAUUUCUUCGACAGGAUACGUUCGAGGUAACGGAUAUGGAGCCACUCCCAAUUAUGAAAUCAUCGGAUCCGACGGGUACACUCUACGAACACAUUUCUCACCUCUUGAGUCCAAGAAGGGCUACUCUCUGUCCUACCUUGGAGUUUCGGCGCCCGGCUUUCCCAACUUUUUCUACACCCUCUCGGUAAACUCCUAUCUCUACUGUGGAACUCCUCCCAUAACAGUAGAGCAGCAGUCUAGCUACAUUGCCAAGGUGAUCCGAAAGGCGCAGUUUGAAGACAUUGCUUCCAUUGAUCCGAAGGAGAAACCCUCCGAGUCCUUUUCCAGACGUAUCUGGGAACUGUCCCAGGCCUCGUCAAUCACCAAGGGCGGAAUUGGAGGUUACUUUACCGAGAUUGAUCGCAACGGUGACACCCGGGUGCGAAUUUCGUGGCCUGGAACUAUCUCUCAUGCCAUUUCUGUUCUACGAGAACCCAGAUGGGAAGAUUUCAACUACCAAUAUCUCAACCCAGACGAUCGCUUUGGAUACUGGGGUAACGGCAAGACCUGGAUUGAUGAUCAUCCCGGAGACAAGACAUUCUAUCUUUCCAAGCCGGGCUCUGUCAAAGUAAGGAAUCUACAUGAAGGCUGGAUUUCGCUUCCCAGAGAUGGUCCUCCCGAGAUGGUUCCCCUCGGGGUUGACAUCAGGGCGUAA
Molecule: messenger RNA, 1875 nt
Organism: Yarrowia lipolytica CLIB122
Lineage: Eukaryota; Fungi; Ascomycota; Dipodascomycetes; Dipodascales
Molecular function (GO): N,N-dimethylaniline monooxygenase activity; flavin adenine dinucleotide binding; NADP binding
Source: RefSeq, a predicted model, not a curated record